Microthlaspi erraticum is the source of this 981-nucleotide messenger RNA. The record is from the annotation of a GenBank genome assembly. NCBI's taxonomy places the organism in Eukaryota, Viridiplantae, Streptophyta, Magnoliopsida, Brassicales, Brassicaceae.
AUGUUGGUAUCGAGAAUUUUGUCGCGAGUUUCUCGCAGUGCGGGCUUACGCUCCUCUCUUUCCGCCGUCGCUCUCCCGGCGAGGACCCAGGCUCCUAUUUUCUCGAGCCGGUUUCACUCUCACGUUCACGAAUUCUCACACAAGCUUGUUGCAGCUCAGGUGUCUCUGGAUUCAUCUGCAUUUCAAAGGUUCUCUUUUUCUUCCUCUACUUCGCCUGACUCAAAUGAGAAGGAGAGCAACACUGCAGCCUCCAAGACAAGCGAGGACAAAGCUGCAGCCGAGGCAAACGAAUCAGGUCUUGACUCUGAAUCAAAAGAUUCCAAGACCGAUUCUUCGCAAAGAAGGCGGAAAAGUGCUAAACCAGCCGCAGUUUCCUCAUCAGAUUCCGAGAGUGAUGAGGAUGAUGAUGAGUUGUCAGUGGAUGAUUUGGUGAAGCUCGUAGCUGAAAAGGAAGAGCUACUGACUGAAAAGGAGGAAGAGAUUAAGAAAAUGAAAGAUAAAGUUCUCCGCACUUACGCAGAGAUGGAGAAUGUCAUGGACAGAACAAGACGUGAUGCUGAAAACACCAAAAAGUAUGCCAUACAGAAUUUUGCAAAGAGCCUUUUGGAUGUGGCGGAUAAUCUUGGAAGAGCUUCUUCGGUUGUCAAAGAAAGCUUCUCAAAGCUUGACACUUCGGAAGAUUCAUCUGGAGCUGCUCCACUUUUGAAGACUCUCUUAGAAGGUGUGGAGAUGACUGAGAAACAGCUAGCUGAGGUAUUUAAGAAAUUUGGUAUGGUGAAGUAUGAUCCUGUAAACGAGCCGUUUGAUCCAAACAGACAUAACGCAGUGUUCCAAGUCCCGGAUGCUACUAAGCCAGAAGGCACAGUUGCUCAUGUCUUGAAGUCUGGAUACACGUUGUUUGAUCGAGUUAUAAGACCAGCUGAGGUUGGUGUUACUCAAGGAGGGCCGAGUGAAGAUGACAAGAAAGAGCCUGAUGCUUAA